AUUUCUUCUUCUUCCGUGACACGACAACCCACAGGCCACAACCAUUAUUCAUCCGUUGAAAAGCCGAGAAAUUAAGGUUUUUCGGCCAAAAUUAUAAAGAUAAAGUUCAUCCAAAGAUAAAGCAAGUCUUAUCACAAUGGUGAAAGAAAACGAAACAGCAAAUCCAAAUGCGAACACCGGCGAAGGUGCGGAGGGUCCCUCAAAAAAAGCAGCCAAGAAACAGGCCAAGGAAGCUUUGAAAGCUGCCAAGAAAGCCGAACAUAAGGCGGCUGCUGGAAAGGGGGAGAAUGGCGAUAAUGCUGGAGACUCUGCUGAAGAUUGUUCCGCAGGCCGUUAUGGCAUGUGUGGUAUCAUCAAUUCUAAGGAAAAACACGACGAAAGGAAAUUUGUUGCUGUUACUGAACUAAGUAGUCAUAUGGGUAAAGGUCCUGUGUGGGUGCGUGGUCGUGUACACACAUGCAGAGCAAAGGGCAAGCAGUGUUUCUUGGUUUUACGCCAGCAAAGCAGUACGGUCCAAUGUAUAUUGGCAGUGGGAGACAAUGUUUCGAAACAAAUGGUCAAGUUUGCAGGAAACUUGAACAAGGAAAGCAUUAUCGAUAUUGAAGCUGAGGCCGUGAGUGUUCCCAGCAAAAUCGAGUCUUGUACAGAGCAAAAUCUUGAACUGUCCAUUAAACAACUGUUUGUAGUGUCACAAGCCAAGGCCCAGCUGCCUUUGCAAAUCGAAGAUGCAUCGCGUCCUGACAAUCCUGAUGACACCGAGGGCCUUAAUAUUCGUGUUAACCAGGACACACGUUUGGACAAUCGUGUUCUGGAUUUAAGAACGCCAGCCAAUCAAGCCAUCUUCCGUUUGGAAGCCGGUGUUUGCCGUUUAUUCCGUGACAUACUUACCGACAAGGGCUUCACAGAAAUCCAUACACCGAAAAUCAUAUCCGCCGCCAGUGAGGGCGGUGCCAAUGUCUUCACAGUCAGCUAUUUCAAAGAUUCUGCUUACUUGGCACAAUCCCCUCAACUGUACAAACAAAUGGCCAUUGCUGCUGACUUUGACAAAGUGUUUACGGUGGGUGCUGUGUUUCGUGCCGAGGAUUCCAACACUCAUAGGCAUUUAACCGAAUUCGUUGGCCUUGAUUUGGAGAUGUCUUUCAAAUAUCACUACCAUGAAGUGUUACACACUAUUGGGAAUACCUUUACCGAUAUUUUCAAGGGAUUACGUGAUCGCUACAGUCGCGAAAUUGAAGCUGUUGGACAACAGUACAAAGUGGAACCAUUUAAAUUCUUGGAGCCUCCUUUAAUUCUGCAAUUUUCCGAAGGUGUAGCCAUGCUUAGGGAAGCAGGUGUUGAGACUGGCGAUGAGGAGGAUCUUUCGACGCCUAAUGAAAAGCUAUUGGGUCGUUUGGUUAAGGCCAAAUAUGACACUGACUUUUACAUUUUGGAUAAAUUCCCCUUGGCCAUUCGGCCGUUCUAUACCAUGCCCGAUCCCAAUAACCCCAUCUAUUCCAAUUCUUACGAUAUGUUUAUGAGAGGUGAAGAAAUAUUGUCGGGAGCCCAGAGAAUACACGAUCCAGAAUUCCUAACAGAAAGAGCAAAACACCAUGGAAUUGAUAUUACUAAAAUCGCUGCCUACAUUGAAUCCUUCCGUUUUGGCUGUCCCCCACAUGCUGGCGGUGGUAUUGGCAUGGAACGUGUAGUCAUGUUGUAUUUGGGCCUUGACAAUAUCCGCAAGACCUCCAUGUUCCCCCGUGACCCCAAGAGAUUGACGCCUUAAGCCAAUUCAAAUCAAACGCAUUUUUACAUACAUACACAUAGGACGUACAAGCUUUAAGCUUUAGUAAAGGCCCAGUUUCUUUAAUGUAUGUUACUUUUCGACGUUUCUUAGUUUCCAUUUUACUUUGUUUUUUUUUUUAGUUCUUAAAUAUUUGAUUUGAUUCAUUCAUAAACUUCAUUGCUUUUUUCCUCUAUUCAUUGAUUUACUUAAAUGUUAUAUGCGAAACUUUUAUCUUAAAUUUAAUUAUAUUUUCGUUGUUUAACAACAAAUCACCACGACUUUUCUAUAUGAACACAAAAUCCUUUCGGAUCAUACCACAAGGCUGAUUUAUACUUUUAGCCCAAAAAAGAAAAAAGCUAAAUUGGAUACAUUUUGGAACUCUAUAAUUAUUUUUUCAAUCAAUAAAAUCGUAUAUUUUUAUUGCAUAUUCAAAACACAUAAAA
Stomoxys calcitrans (stable fly) is the source of this 2205-nucleotide messenger RNA. It is a transcript of the gene AspRS, whose product is annotated as aspartate--tRNA ligase, cytoplasmic. Gene Ontology annotation, molecular function: RNA binding; aspartate-tRNA ligase activity; ATP binding. The transcript is spliced from 6 exons. Gene Ontology annotation, cellular component: cytoplasm; aminoacyl-tRNA synthetase multienzyme complex; cytosol. NCBI's taxonomy places the organism in Eukaryota, Metazoa, Arthropoda, Insecta, Diptera, Muscidae. The record is from RefSeq and is a predicted model, not a curated record. Gene Ontology annotation, biological process: aspartyl-tRNA aminoacylation. The coding region runs from base 137 to 1762 and encodes 541 amino acids.